AUGAUUUCAAGAAACAGAGCUCUCAUAUGUCACAGUUGCUGGGUGAGAGCUGAUAGAAACGCCCAUCAUUUUGUAUCAGCACCUUCUGGAUCCUCAACAUCAGUAUAUGAAACAAGUGAACAAGAGGAAUUGACUUUGCAGUCUACUUCACAGGCUACUUUGCAGUCUACUUCACAGGAUACUUUGCAGUCUACUUCAGAGGAUACUUUGCAGUCUACUUCACAGGCUACUUUGCAGUCUACUUCACAGGAUACUUUGCAGUCUACUUCACAGGAUACUUUGCAGUCUACUUCACAGGAUACUUUGCAGUCUACUUCACAGGCUACUUUGCAGUCUACUUCACAGGAUACUUUGCAGUCUACUUCACAGGAUACUUUGCAGUCUACUUCACAGGCUACUUUGCAGUCUACUUCACAGGAUACUUUGCAGUGUACUUCACAGGAUACUUUGCAGUCUACUUCACAGGCUACUUUGCAGUCUACUUCACAGGAUACUUUGCAGUCUACUACAGGAUCUUUACUUCACAGGACCUACUUUGCAGUCUACUUCACAGGAUACUUUGCAGUCUACUUCACAGGCUACUUUGCAGUCUACUUCACAGGAUACUUUGCAGUCUACUUCACAGGAUACUUUGCAGUCUACUACACAGGCUACUUUGCAGUCUACUUCACAGGAUACUUUGCAGUCUACUUCACAGGAUACUUUGCAGUCUACUUCACAGGCUACUUCAGAAGCUACACCCAGUCUGAGUGA
This is a messenger RNA of Parnassius apollo (apollo), 753 nucleotides long. Lineage: Eukaryota; Metazoa; Arthropoda; Insecta; Lepidoptera; Papilionidae. The record is from the annotation of a GenBank genome assembly.